CGUACUCCACCACCGAUGGCUCUGCCGCCGACCGCAGGGGCGGCGCCACCGGCGGUGCCCUUCGCUGCGCAGCCGCGCGGCCACUGCCUCCGGCGGCUGGGACCGGCGCCGCCUGGCGCGGCGCCGCGGCUUGGGCCCCUCUUCUGGCCGUGGGAAAAGGUGAAAGUUGGCCCCCUUUCUGUUUCCCCCAUGGGCUUUGGUACGUGGGCCUGGGGAAACCAGCUUCUUUGGGGCUAUCAAGAAAGCAUGGACAGUGAACUUCAGGAGUGCUUUAAUCUGGCUCUGAGAAAUGGCAUAAACCUUUUUGACACUGCUGACUCUUAUGGAACUGGAAACCUGAAUGGACAAAGCGAACGGCUACUCGGUAGAUUUAUACGUGAAUUUGAAGGGCCGAUUAAAUCUCCGGAUGAUGUGGUCAUUGCAACGAAGUUUGCUGCGUAUCCUUGGCGACUUACAUCAGGCCAGUUUGUCGGCGCCUGCAAAUCUUCUUUGGAAAGGUUGCAACUGGAUCGGCUCGGAAUUGGACAACUGCAUUGGUCCACUGCUAACUAUGCACCUUUGCAGGAACGUGCUCUCUGGGAUGGACUAGUUGAAAUGUAUGACAAGGGUCUCGUUCGUGCUGUCGGUGUCAGCAAUUACGGGCCAAAGCAGCUUGUGAAGAUCCACAGCUAUCUAGCUUCUAAAGGUGUUCCCUUGAGCUCAGCUCAGGUUCAGUUCUCGCUACUGAGCAUGGGUGACGAGCAGAUGGAACUGAAAACCGUGUGUGACUCAUUGGGCAUUCGGCUCAUUGCGUAUAGUCCGCUUGGAUUAGGGAUGCUGACCGGAAAGUAUGAAGCUUCUAGCCUUCCAAAAGGACCAAGGUCUGUGUUGUUCCGGCAAAUUCUUCCUGGAUUGGAGUCUUUGCUGUCCUGUCUGAGAAGGAUUGCAGAAAAGAAGGGGAAAACCAUGUCUCAGGUGGCCAUAAACUGGUGCAUCUGCAAAGGCGCGAUUCCCAUCCCAGGCGUGAAAACAGUCAGGCACGUCGAGGAGAAUUUGGGUGCGCUCGGCUGGAGGCUGAGCCCUGCUGAGAUAUCAGAGCUCGAGUCCGCGGCGAUGGCGGCUCCGAAGAAAAUGAUCCAGAACGUCUUUCAGACUGCCUGAUCAUGCACAGGGAUAUGAAUGAAUCUCAGUACCAAACAUCAAAGAACCAUGUUCAGAUAAGGAGUAGCGAGACGCUUUCACCGCUCAACUCUGAAAUGUUGCUAUGUAUCUUCCUGCAAGGAAGUUCAGAUUAAGCAGCACACUGAUUACACUUAUUCAGGUCCGUUUCCUGGAUCCCCAGAGAUGAAGCGGCUUACACUA
Molecule: messenger RNA, 1341 nt
Organism: Panicum virgatum (switchgrass)
Lineage: Eukaryota; Viridiplantae; Streptophyta; Magnoliopsida; Poales; Poaceae
Product: pyridoxal reductase, chloroplastic-like
Exons: 10
Coding region: 16-1140 (374 amino acids)
Cellular component (GO): cytoplasm
Source: RefSeq, a predicted model, not a curated record